CCAUUGCAGCUCCAUCUCGCUAAGUUGAACCCAAAGGGACGGGAACCUGGGAACCUCUCCCCUUCUUCUGCCUCUGCUUCCCCCAGCAGCGCGUCUCAAUGUGUCUCCUGCAGGACAACUCACACCUUCUCUCUGGGCUUCUGCUUUUCUCGGCGUUUUGCUGUGAAAUUCCUGCACGGUUUUCUAGUUGAACUUUGCAGCAAAGAGCAGCUUCCUCCUUUUCCCUUCGUGGUUUUACACACACAUCUAUAUUUUUGUACUUUUUUGUUUGUUUCUUGUGGAAGUGAUGGCGGAGCUGCGAGCGCGUCUGCUGCUCCUUUUCAUUUCAGGUCUUACUCUCAGGUCUCUUGCAGAUAAAGGUUCUGCGGUGAGGCCGUUCACUCUGCUGCGAUUCACAGUGGAGCCGGUGGACAUGUUAGCUGUACGGGGUUUGCCUGCUUUGUUGAACUGCUCGGUGGUGAGCGAGUAUCCAGUGAGGGUGGAGUGGAAGAAGGACGGUACAUUCCUCAACCUGGCUGCAGAUGAGCGCAGACGCAUCCUCCCCAGCGGCUCUCUGUUCAUCAGCACCGUGGAGCACUCUGUUCACAACAAGCCAGACGAGGGUAUCUACCAGUGUGUGGCCUCCAUCGACAACCUGGGCACCAUCAUCAGCCGCUCCGCCCGAGUCACCGUGCCAGGUCUGCCGCAUUUCUCCAGCCAACCAGAGAGUGUAUUUGUACAACCUGGGGGUAAUGAGGUGCUAAUCUGUGAGGUGAGUUUGGAUCUCGCUCCCUUCACGCACUGGCAGAGGAACGGGCAGGCUGUAGAGACGGACACACGGCUGCUAAAGCUGCCCCACACGGCUCUGGUGAUCAGCAAUGCUUCGCAGGCCGAUGCUGGUGUGUAUCGAUGCAUCAUAGAGGGACUGGGGCCAGCCAAGAUGAGCCAAGAUGCUCAGCUAGAGCUUUUAUCAGACUCUGCUGUUGAGAGAAUGGAAGUCCUAAUGGGCCCGUCUGCUGUGUCCAAGCCGGUAGGAGACACUGUGCUCCUGCCAUGCGUGGUGAAGGGCUUCCCACUCCCUGUCAUUCGCUGGACACGGAACAGCCAGGUCAUUGAUGAGAGUGAUGAAAGGUUUGCUGUGAUUGGUGGAGGCAGCCUGCAGAUUGUCAAUGUGACUGAGGAUGAUGCUGGUACCUACAGCUGUCAGGCAGACAAUGGCAACGAGACCAUCGGGACCCAAGCAGAGCUUAACGUGCAAGUUCCCCCUCGGUUCCUAAAGAAACCAUCGAACAUGUACGCUCACGAGGCCAUGGAUAUCAUCUUUGAGUGCGAUGUCGUGGGUUCCCCAGCCCCCACGGUGAAAUGGGUGAAGAACGGAGAUGCAGUCAUCCCCAGUGACUACUUUAAAAUUGUGAACCAGCAUGAUUUGCAGGUGCUAGGAUUGGUGAAGUCUGACGAGGGUUUUUAUCAGUGUGUUGCUGAGAAUGAGGUCGGCAACACCCAGGCCAGUGCCCAGCUCAUUAUCCUGGACCUUGACAUUGCCCUCCCAACGUCUCCUGUCCCCUCACUGACCAGUGCCACUACUGACCAUGUAGACUCUGGGGAACGUUCAGGCUCCAUCCCAUCACCCCCGCGCGACCUCAUGGCCUCACUUGUCUCUACCCGCUUCAUCAAACUCACCUGGAGGCUUCCGGCCGAUCCACAUGGGGACAACCUGACCUACUCUGUCUUCUACAGCCUCGGGGGCUCCAGCAGGGAACGUGUUGAGAACACCACAGCUCCAGGAGAACUGCAGGUCACCAUCGACAACCUCGUCCCCGACACUAAGUACACAUUCAGGGUGGUGGCGUCCAACAGAAACGGCCUGGGUGAAAGCUCUGCUCCCCUUACAGUGGCCACCCAGCCUGAAGUGCAGGUACCAGGACCUGCUCCCAACCUGCAAGCUGUGUCCAUCACACCUACUACAGUCACUUUGACCUGGGAGAGACCACUCACAGGGAAUGGAGAGAUCCAUACCUACAAACUUUACUACAGCGAGAAAGGAAAAGACGUGGAGCAGGACAUAGAUGUUGUAGGUUUGUCUUACACAAUGACAGGACUGAAGAAGUUCACAGAAUACAGUUUCAGAGUCGUGGCCUACAACAAGCAUGGAUCUGGAGUGUCUACUGACGACCUGAGCGUUCAAACACUUUCUGAUGUACCAAGCGCUGUACCUCAGAAUAUCUCUCUGGAAGUCCAGAACUCAAGAAGCAUUAUGGUACGGUGGCAGCCUCCCCCUCCCGGCACCCAGAACGGGGAGCUGACAGGUUAUAAGAUCCGUUACAGGAAAGCUGGGAGGAAAGGAGAUGCAGCUGAGAUUAUAACUAAUAAACCCUUUCAACUUAUUGAUGGUUUGGAAAGAGGAACAGAGUACUCAUUCCGGCUGGCAGCCAUCACAGUGAACGGCAGUGGCCCAGCAACUGAGUGGAUUCCUGCCGAGACCUUUGAGAACGACUUGGAUGAGUCUCAAGUUCCUGGAGCGCCCAGUUCGCUGCACGUGCGUCCGCUGGUGAAUAGCAUCGUCGUGAGUUGGACACCUCCACAAAACCAGGACAUCGUGGUAAGAGGCUACAGUAUUGGCUAUGGGAUAGGCAGUCCUCACUCCCAGACCAUUAAAGUGGACUACAAACAACGUUACUACAGCAUUGAAAACCUGGACCCAAGCUCACAUUAUGUGAUUACGCUGAAGGCCUUCAACAACAUGGGAGAGGGAAUACCUGUGUACGAGAGUGCCAUCACCAGGCCUCAAUCAGAUCCCAUCGAGCCAGAUAUUGAUUUAUUUAAAAUGUAUCAUCAUACCCCUCACACCCCAGCACCCGAGCCUUCCCCCAUGCUUCCCCCAGUGGGCGUGCAAGCCUCCGUCAUCAGCCACGAUGCCGUCAAAGUCUCCUGGGCCGAUAACUCCUUAUCCAAGAACCAGAAGAUCACCGACUCCAGAUAUUACACAGUUCGCUGGAAGACCAACAUACCAGCCAACACCAAAUAUAAGGUUGCCAACACCACCACUCUAACAUACACAGUAACAAACCUGAAGCCCAACACGCUGUAUGAGUUCUCAGUCAUGGUGACCAAGGGUCGGCGCAGCAGCACGUGGAGUAUGACUGCUCAUGGCACCACCUUGGAGACUCUUCCCACAUCCGCACCUAAAGAUGUGACAGUGGUGAGUAAAGAAGGUCGUCCCCGCACCAUCAACAUCAACUGGCAGCCACCAUCAGAGGCUAAUGGCAAAAUCACAGGCUACAUAAUUUACUACAGUACGGAUGCGAAUGCAGAGGUACAUGACUGGGUCGUAGAGCCGGUGAUGGGGAACAGACUGACCCACCAGAUCCAGGAGCUGACUCUAGACACCACGUAUUACUUUAAGAUCCAGGCACGCAACUCGAAAGGCAUGGGGCCGCUCUCUGACACGGUGCACUUCCGCACACCAAAAGCUGAGCCCACUGACAAAAUGUCAAGUGAUCAAGUAGGCUUUCAGGGAAAGCCAGGUGGACGUUCUCCCCUGCCAGAUCACGGAUUUGGAUCCUCCUUAGAUAAGCCAGGAAUCACAGGCAGUCAGGAAAAUCAUAUCCUGGUGAUCAUCAUCAUCGUAUCAGUGGGAGCGUUCACUAUCAUCACCUUGGUAGUGGGUGCAUUCCUGUGUACACGCCACUCCAACUCCCAUCAGAAAAAGAAGCGUGCUGCCAGUAAGUCCAGUAAUGCCUCUCACAAGUAUAAAAGCACCUCGAAAGACCUGAAGCCUCCAGACUUGUGGAUUCAUCACGAGCGGCUGGAGAUGAAGUCUAUCGACAAAUCGCCUGAGCCCAACGUGGUGAUGACGGAGACACCCAUCCCCCGCAGCACACAUGAGCCCUCCAGUGGUCAUGAGGUUGAGGAGACUGUGUCUACACUAGCUGGAAGAAGAGGAGUGAGACCCAAAAUAAUGAUGCCCUUCGACUCACAGCCUCCACAACCUGUUAUUAGUGCACAUCCCAUCCAUUCUCUUGACCACCUUCAUCAUCACCAUCAUCAUCACUAUCACCCUCCACCACGUGGUUACCUCCAUCACCAGAUAAGCUUGAGGGCUCCUGCUACGCCCUCUUCCUCUGGCCCUUAUUUAGACAGCCCUUCUUCAGAAUCUGUAAGGACUCAGGCGCCUGUCCCCGAGCUGCCGGUGGCCCCCAGCACAGCUGAGCUGCAGCACACAGAGGUGCUGAUUAAAGAGGAUGAGGCGCACUGCUAUAAACCUCCCACAGCCCACAUCCACCCCACACACCCCAUGAAGAGCUUCACCGUGCCCACCGUCACCGUGUCAACUCACAGCACACCCAACUCUGCCCUGCCCUGCACCGUGCUCAUGCCCCCACCAGUUCCCAGUGUGAAGACGGCCUGCAUUGGCACCCUGGGCAGAGCUCGUGCCCCUGUGGCGGUCACUGUGCCCAGUGCUCCUGACCAAUCAGAAACCAGCAAGCUGCUACCACAGAAAGAGUCUGUUACCUACAGGACAGAUGAGCUGUCGGAGGAGAUGGCACAUCUGGAGGGCUUGAUGAAAGACCUGAACGCCAUCACAACCGCCUGAAAGCAUUAACCUCCAUAAACAUAACCUCUGAGAAAAGACUCAAGGCUUUGAGAGGAAACAACCACAUUAUUUUCUCAGCGAGGGACAAGGGGACGUGCUUCACAUAUUUUGGUUCUGGAUCAGCAGGUGAGGGAAAAAGUUGCAGAGGAAAGCAGUGCAGCGACAAGUUUCACUAAUCAAAAGCAAGUACUCGGAGGAAACUGGACGUUUUUAAUGUUGUAGUUUUGUGACUUUUUCAUAGAGGUAAUUUUGUGUUUGCUUCUAUGUACAGUACCAGUCAAAAGUUUGUACACCCCUAGGUUUUUCUGUGUUUUGACUAUUUUCUACGUCAGCCUUUCUCGACUGGGGUGCCGUCAAAAAAUUAUAUUUUCUAACAUUGAAAUAAAUAAAAUGAUUUAAAAUUCCAAAAAAUGAUACACUAAUGCAGAUCAUCGCCACCUCAUGGAUCAUCAAAAUUUGUCUCACGGCCCCCUUUCCCAUGUCACGACAUCACUGCCAAGGUCAGCGUAUGGUCAGCGUGACUGCGUAUAUUUUAUAUGGAGGUGCCUUGAGAAUUUGCAUACUUCUGAAGGGUGCCGUGACUGAAAAAAGGUUGAGAAACGCUGUUCUACGUCACAGAACAAUACUGAGGACAAAAAAAGUAUGAAAUAACAUCUGGAACAUAUAUGGAAUUAUAUGGUAAAAAAAAGUGUUAUCAAACAAAUUAUGCUUCAUAUUUUAGAUUAUUCAGCAUAGCCACUGUUUACCUUGAUGACGCUUUACACACUAUUGGCAUUAUCUUAACCAGCUUCAUGAGGUAGUCACCUGGAAUGCUUUUCAGUUAGGUGUGUCUCGUCAAAAGUUAAUUAGUGCAAUUUCUUGCCUUCUUAAUGUGUUUGAGAUCAAACAGUAAAUAAUAAAAAUACAGUCUUCUUCUUCUUCUUCUGGCUGCUCCCGAUUAGGGGUCGCCACAGCUGAUCUUUCGUCUCCAUCGCUCCCUGUCUUCCGCAUCCUUCUCUACCACACCUGCCACUUUCAUGUCCUCUCUCACCACAUCCAUGUAUCUCCUCUUUGGCCUUCCUCGUUUUCGUGUGCCUGGCAGCUCCAUCCUCAACAUUCUCCUUCCAACAUGCUCUGCAUCUCUUCUCAGGAUGUGCCCAUACCAUCUCAGCCUCAUCUCUCUUAGCUUAAUUCCCAAGCUCUCCACAUGUGCUGUCCCUCUGAUGUACUCGUUCCUUAUCCUGUCCAACCUCCCAUCGCAAACCUUAACAUCCUCAACUCCGCCACCUCCAACUUUGCCUCCUGUCUCUCCGUUAAGGGUACGGUCUCCAAUCCAUACAUCACAGCUGGUCUCACUGCUGUCUUAUACAUCUUACCUUUCACUUUUGCUGGGACUUUCCUAUCACAAAUGACUCCCGAAAUCCUUCUCCAACUGCUCCACCCUGCCUGCACUCUCUUUCUCAUCUCACUAUCGCAGCCCCCAUUUUCCUGCACAGUUGACCCCAGGUACUUGAAUUCACCAGUAAACAGCCCUAUUCCACAACUGCAGUAAUCCAUAUUAUGUCCAGAACCACUCAACUAAGUAGAGAAACGACAUCCAUCAUCACUUUAAGACAUGAAGAAGUGUCUUUUAAUUAAUAAAAAUAAAGAAAAAACACUGAAUUAGAAGGCGUGUCCAAACUUUUGACUGGUACUAUAUACGCGCACUCUGUGUGUGUAUAUAUUAUUUUUGUUCUUUACAUUUUACACGCUCAUUUGUAAAUUCAUACACACCAUUUUUGAAAGGUGUGUAUUUAUAUGGACUCCAUUUAAAGUCACCAUGCUGUUUGUUUCCUUACCCAUAAAAGGGAACGUGUGUUUGUUCAUACGAGUGUGAACGUUGCCUUCGGGCUAAAAUGGCCGCGUUGUUUAAAACUCCACAUUGAAGAAUGAAUAGGUUCCUUGGACUACAGAGAGACGAUGCGGUGUGUUCUUUCCAAGAGAACCUUGUAGCAUGAAAUUUUAAAUAUGCAUCAUAAAUUAUAUUACAGGAGAUUACAUACAGGAUACUGAUAUGUAUAGUAGGAUGUAAAGGCUAUUUUUGCUAAUUAAAAAAACAACAACAUUGCAUCAAGUCUACAGUGCUGUAGUUUACAUGGUGGAUGGAGACAUGACGCGUUUGGACCUUGAGUCUUUGCAAGAGCGUCACCUUUAACACCUCCUCUGCUCAUGAUUCAAGACCAUCUGUGUGGGAGCUGGAAGCACCACAAACUGAAUGAUGUCAAUAGUUUUAUCUGACCUGAAGCGAUUCAGUGACUUGGAACUUUUAAGAAAUGCACCAAUUUUCUCCUUUCUACAUUUCCAAAAGACACUUUUUCUAUUGUGUGAGUUGUUUUUUUUUUUAUAAAAGAAAAGUACAUUGAUUUGUAAAUUAUGAGGUACAAGGAUCCCCUAAACUUCUGUUCCAGCACUCCUCCUAAUGCCAGAUCCAUUCCCAUGUACAUUGUUUCAUACAAAUGAAUGUUAAUGUGAUGGUAAGAAAUCCUGCUAAUGAAGUGUUUGUGUGUUUACAAAAUAUUUGGGGAUGGAGAUGCUGAACUGUGGAAACAUUUGCUGAACCGUCCAAACGUCAUUUGCACAUUUUCUAUGGAGUUUAAAAAGGAAACACUGAUGUCAUGUAUUAAAAAAAAAAAAAACAUACAAACCAUGAACCUAUUUUCUGUAAUAACGGAGCUGGUUUUAUGAAUACUGUCGUUUGAUUUGACCUUGUACUACGAACUCGUACUGCUUAUUUUUG
Molecule: messenger RNA, 7328 nt
Organism: Neoarius graeffei (lesser salmon catfish)
Lineage: Eukaryota; Metazoa; Chordata; Actinopteri; Siluriformes; Ariidae
Gene: neo1b
Product: neogenin 1b
Exons: 29
Coding region: 287-4573 (1428 amino acids)
Biological process (GO): cell-cell adhesion
Cellular component (GO): membrane
Molecular function (GO): protein binding
Source: RefSeq, a predicted model, not a curated record